AUGGAGCCCGCCGGCCCGGCCCCCGGCCGCCUCGGGCCGCUGCUCUGCCUGCUGCUCGCCGCGUCCUGCGCCUGGACAGGAGCGGCCGGCGAGGAGGAGCUGCAGGUGAUCCAGCCUGACAAGUCCGUGUCGGUGGCAGCCGGAGAGACGGCCACUCUGCGCUGCACCCUGACCUCCCUGCUCCCUGUGGGGACAGUCAGGUGGUUCAGGGGGUCGGGUCCAGGCCGGCAGUUAGCCUACAGUUUCAAAGGAACAAAAGACGAAGGCCCCUUCCCCCGAGUGACCAGUGUCUCAGAUCCCACAAUCAGAGACAACAAGGACUUUUCCAUCCGCAUCAGUAACAUCACCCAAGCAGACACUGGGGUCUACUACUGUGUGAAGUUCCAGAAAGGGAGCCCUGACACAGAAGUGAAGUCGGGACCAGGCACGCAGGUCACCGUGAGUGCCAAACCCUCUCGCCCUGUGGUAUCGGGACCCACAGAGAGGGCCAUCCCUGGGCAGACGGUGACCUUCACCUGCCAGUCCCACGGCUUCUCCCCCAGAGACAUCAGCCUGAAGUGGUUCAAAAAUAGGAAACAGCUGCCAGCCCCCCAGCCCAACGUGGACCCCCCAGGAGAGGCCGGUUCCUACAACGUCUCCAGCACAGCCACGGUGCAGCUGGCGCCGGGGGACGUCCGCUCCCAGGUCAUCUGCGAGGUGGCCCACGUCACCCUGCAGGGCGGCGGUCUUCAUGGGACAGCCAACUUGUCUGAGACCAUCCGAGUUCCGCCCACCUUGGAGGUUUCCCAGUAUCCCGCGGCAGGGAACCAGGUGAAUGUCACCUGCCAGGUGAAGGAGUUCUACCCCCGGAACCUACAGCUGACCUGGUUGGAGAAUGGAAACCUGUCCCGAACAGAAAAGCCCUCGACUCUCCUGGAGAACAAGGAUGGGACCUUCACCUGCACGAGCUGGCUCCUGGUGAACGCUUCUGCCCACAGGGGGAAUGUGGUGCUCACCUGCCAGGUGGAGCAUGACGGGCAGCCCGCGGUCUCCAAAGCCCUCACCCUGGCGGCCUCAGCUCACAAGGACAAGCAGGACACAAAGCCAAACCCUGAAAACCAGCCUAAGGACUUUAAAACCGUCUUCAUCGCAGUGGGCGUGGUGUGUGCCUUGCUGGUGGCCCUGCUGAUCGCCACCCUCUACCUCCUCCGGAUCCGGCAGAGAAAAGCCAAGGGCUCCACUUCUUCUACAAGGUUGCAUGAGCCCGAGAAGAAUGCCAGAGAAAUAACCCAGAUCCAGGAAACCAACGACAUCAACAACGACAUCACAUAUGCAGACCUGAACUUGCCCAAGGGGAAGAAAUCUGCGCCCCUGGCUGCAGACCCCAACAACCACACGGAGUAUGCCAGCAUCCAGACCGGCCCCCCGCCUGCAGCCGAGGACACACUCACCUAUGCCGACCUGGACAUGGUCCACCUCAACCGGGGCCACAAGCAGCCAGCUCCCAAGCCUGAGCCGUCCUACUCGGAGUAUGCCAGUGUUCAGGUCCAGAGGAAGUGAAACGGACCGGCGCCAGCUCUAGGGUCUGUUCCCGUGAGCCUUCCUGUCCCACACGGGGCAGCCGUGAUGAGAACAGCCAGCCCAGCUCCUGGAGGGUCGGGGUGGCACAGGCCCUGGAACCCAAGGGUGAGGGUGGCUCUUGUCUCCCCAACCCUCGGCUUUCCACCAUUUCAGGGCAGCCACACCCCCGGUGUUGCUAGACAGGGAGGCUGAUUUUGCCAAACCAGCCAGGGAACCUGGGAAGUGGCCAGAGUUGCCACUGGGGGUCCAAGAACUCUCAUGCCUCUCUCCAUCAACCGUGGGUCUUCGUCAUGGUCUUCGAGACCCUUGCUUGCCUCCUUGAUGCUCUGCAGUCUGAUCUUCCAGGGUGAGGAGAGAGAAAACCCCAUCUCCUCCCCCCACGCCCACCACCACCCAAUGGGGCUUUGGGAAAAUGUUUUCCCUUGAGAACGAACUGCCCUCUCCUCGGGGAAGCUGGACAAACUCUGGGACCUGCAUCCCGAGACUUGGGGUGGUCGCUGCCAACAGUCCUGGCCUCCCCAUCCCUGGACUGAGAACCCCCUGCCCCGGGGGAGGAGAGGACCCUUGGGGAACCCCACCACCACCACCAUGGACCCGCGUCGUCCUCGUGUCCCUCCGAGCUCCAUGAGGACCCGUCAUCCCAACUGUGACAUUCCAUGGGGCCCCGCCUCCUCUCUAGACCCGAGCUUGCUUCCUCCAGCUAGCACUAACUCAGCAACAUCCCGCUGUGGACGCCUGUAAAUUAUUGAGAAAUGUGAAACGUGCAAUCUUGAAACUGAGGUGUUAGAAAAUUUGAUCUGUGGUGUUUUGUUUUGUUUUUUUCUUAAAACAGCAGCAACGUUCUCUCGGCUCUUUGUCAUGUGUUGAAACCCAUGGUUGGGUCUUGUGCUGUCUAAGGUUUAAGAGUCGGUGGCCAUGGAGGGGUUUUCUCAUAGCAGAAACCGAGCUCCUCCAAGUCCCAGAGGCCCAAGGAUGGGAAGAAGCCUCUCGUGGAAGAAGGCUCAGCCUUCUCUCAGGACUCGGUUGGCCUUGUUCCCAGUCGAGCCACGUGGCCGGGAGCACUGCCUUCCGUGACCCCUGUGUGGUAAGUCCAGGCUUGCCCAGUGCUGCUCCAGGCUGCUCCUCCCCAGUAGUCUUGUUGAGACCUGAUGCCUCAGUCUGUGCGCCAGGAAGGAGGGGAGCAGAAGGUGUUCCCCCACACUCUCAGCACUUUAGGGCUGUGCAGGGUCAAGAAGCUGCACCUGGCUAUUCCCCGAUCCCUUUCCCCAUCCCAGUUCUCUGAACUAAUCCCUGCAGAGGGAAUCUUCUCCCCUCUGCUCUCAAACCCAGUCAGGAUCAAGCUGGAAUAAAUCCAAGACAGCCGGGAGGACAGGGCGGCAGCGACGCCAGGACUGACCCGCCUCCUGUCCCUUGGCUCAGGAGACUGGGCAGAGGUACUGACCUAUGACCCUCAAAUUUUCCCUUCCAGCUCAGUUUGGAGGCUGCCUGGGCCCGGGGCAAGCAGACGUUGCAAGUCCUGUUUAUUGGCCUCACGUAUGAUCAUCAAAACUUAGUGUUGAGAUGCUCAACUUCACACCCCUGGUUUGACCAUUUAAUGUCCGAGGGGUUCCUGGCUCAGGCAGGCAGAGCAGGGGCUGAGUCUUCCCUGCCCAUCAGCAGGUCCUACAGGUGAACUUCAGGAGCUCAGCACAGGCCAGCCCUCUAGGGGACAGUGAUCUGGUGUUUGACAUGAUGGCAUCCAGGAAUCUGCUGAGCCAACAGGCCAUGUGGGGUGCUCUGGCCCUAUGAGCCAGUUUCUCGGUGGCAUCUGGGAGCACAGUGGCCCAGCCACCUGGCUUGGGCUGUUUCCAAAUUACAAAGGGUUGGCUUGUAAACUUGAAUCUCCCUCUUUUCUGCCCAGAGAGAGCACACGUGCUUGAGCACUCGCACACACGUGCGUGCACACAUACAUGCACACACAUAGGAUUUUAAAAGAAUGUUUUCUUGGUGCCAUUUUAAUUUCAUUUCAUUUUGAAUUUUGGAAGGGGAAUAAAGGUUUCCAAGGAAGUCUUGUAGCUUUAGCUCCAGCCUGGCAGCCUGGAGAUUCCCAUACCUUGUGUAUCGAAGCCCAGGAAAAGGAAGAGGUCGAAUCAACAGUGUGGACGGAGCGUGGUUUCGGGAGUUUAUUUUAAGACUGCUGGGAAGGAAACAGGCCCCAUUUUGUAUAUAGUUGCAACUUAAACUUUUUGGCUUGCAAAAUAUUUUUGUAAUAAAGAUUUCUGGGUAAC
Talpa occidentalis (Iberian mole) is the source of this 3827-nucleotide messenger RNA. Its product is annotated as tyrosine-protein phosphatase non-receptor type substrate 1. The transcript is spliced from 9 exons. Bases 1 to 1539 code for a protein of 512 amino acids. Lineage: Eukaryota; Metazoa; Chordata; Mammalia; Eulipotyphla; Talpidae. Gene Ontology annotation, biological process: positive regulation of phagocytosis; positive regulation of T cell activation. The record is from RefSeq and is a predicted model, not a curated record. Gene Ontology annotation, cellular component: plasma membrane.